Striga asiatica is the source of this 1507-nucleotide messenger RNA. NCBI's taxonomy places the organism in Eukaryota, Viridiplantae, Streptophyta, Magnoliopsida, Lamiales, Orobanchaceae. The record is from the annotation of a GenBank genome assembly.
CCCUUCUAUUUGUUAACUUUACAAAAAUUAAUUAUAUAAGUAACCAAGCGAGCAUCUUGUUUGUCUUUCCGCCCACGAUACUGAAGCUCAGCUCAUAAGCCCCAAAAAAGAACAGUGUAGAAAAAAUUGGAAUCUUGAGGAAUAAUGGACGUGAUAAAGUCGCAGCAGAUUUCCUCACGGCCGAUCGAGAAGGUGGUGGUUCACCCGCUGGUGCUGCUGAGCGUCGUCGACCACUACAAUCGGGUGGCGCGUGACACCAGAAAGCGCGUUGUUGGAGUUCUUCUCGGGACAUCAUUCAAGGGCACGGUCGAUGUCACCAACAGCUACGCCGUUCCUUUCGAGGAAGAUGGCAGGGACCCGAACAUCUGGUUUCUUGAUCAUAACUACCAUGAAUCAAUGUUUUCCAUGUUCAGAAGAAUCAAUGCAAAGGAGCAUGUUGUCGGCUGGUAUAGCACUGGCCCGAAACUGAAAGAGAAUGACCUGAAUAUACAUGAACUUUUUAACGGAUAUGUUCCCACUCCAUUGUUAGUCAUUGUCGAUGUUCAGCCAAAAGAGCUCGGGAUCCCUACCAAAGCUUAUUAUGCUGUUGAGGAAGUUAAAGAGAAUGCCACUCAGAAAAGCCAGAAGAUAUUCGUGCAUGUACCUUCAGAAAUUGCUGCUCAUGAAGUUGAAGAAAUCGGAGUCGAACACUUGCUAAGGGAUGUGAAGGACACAACUGUCAGCACUCUUGCAACCGAGGUGACUGGAAAACUAGCUGCUUUGAAGGGGUUAGAUGCAAGGUUGAAAGAGAUCAGAAGUUAUCUUGACCUGGUUAUUAAGGAGGAGCUCCCGUUAAACCAUGAAAUUCUUUACCAUCUUCAGGAUGUGUUCAAUCUCCUCCCAAAUCUUAACGUGACUGAGCUCGUCAAAUCUUUUGCUGUGAAAACAAAUGACAUGAUGUUAGUUAUAUACCUAUCAUCCCUAAUCAGAAGUGUAAUCGCACUCCACAAUUUGAUCAACAACAAGAUGCUUAACAAAGAACACGAGAAAGCUGAAGACUCGAAGCCGGUUGCUGUGCCUGCUGCUGCUGGCAGCUGAAAACUGAAAAUUUUCUCAGUAGAGUUUGAUUUUGGUGCUUGGUAUUUUCCAAAUUUGUCGUGAGAUUUGAUUUAAAAAUGUGUUGAGGCUACAUUUAGGGCAAGUAUUUUCCUGAUUGGAUUUAUACCUUAUCGCGGCAGAUUUGCACUCAUGAAAAUCGUGACUUAGCAUGAAUUUGAACUCAAUACUUUUGUACCAUCGAAUCGACAAAAAUUAUGAGCUUCACUAAACAUAAUGUUCGGUUAUUGAUGUUUUGCGUGUUUUUGUGUUAUUUUAUUGUGAUAUUUGUGCACCCUUUCAUCAGAUGAACAGAGAUGAUGUUGAUGAUGGGAUUUCGAUUAGAUUAUUCGUAUCUAUUUAGUCUUUGGCUCGUUCGAUGUGUGCAAGUGAUUUUCGAUUUGAAAUCGUUUGGUGAUAUACGAAGUUGUUG